This is a messenger RNA of Glycine soja, 2564 nucleotides long. Its product is annotated as inter alpha-trypsin inhibitor, heavy chain 4-like. The coding region runs from base 72 to 2336 and encodes 754 amino acids. NCBI's taxonomy places the organism in Eukaryota, Viridiplantae, Streptophyta, Magnoliopsida, Fabales, Fabaceae. The transcript is spliced from 13 exons. The record is from RefSeq and is a predicted model, not a curated record.
AAUGCAAAUUCACCAUUCUCCACUCUUCAGUCUUCACAUUCCAAAGCACUUUUUAUUUUCUUCUCUCUGCGAUGGCCGUGGAUUUCUCCAAAGCGGUCGACGACGGGCUGAAGCUCUCCAAGCGCAUAUACUUCGUGAAGGACAGGGCGGUGUCCCCGCCCAAGCCUCCGCCGCCGAUGGCGCGCUCGGCCACCGCGUUCCUCCCCUCGGCGCCGAUGGUCUACGCGGUGAUCUCCGAUCCAGGGAUCGUGGACAACCCCGACAUCUCGAGCUACCAACCGCACGUGUACGGAAGGUGUGAUCCUCCAGCGCUGAUUCCGCUUCAGAUGAACGCGAUUGAGAUGGAAGCUGAUUGUUACCACGAAACCGCUUUCGUCACAGUCUCCGGCACUUGGAGACUCCACUGCGUCAUGGGAAGCCGCUCCUGCGAUUGCCGCAUCGCUGUUCCCGUGAGCCACCAGGGUUCAAUUCUAGGUGUUGAGGUCAGCGUUUCUAGAAAAUCAUAUUCUACUCAACUGGUUGUCAUGGGAGAUGAGAAUGGGAGCCAAAAUUCCGCGCCACCUCAAAACGGAGGGUUUCUCAUCCCGAAUAUAUUUACUUUAACUAUACCGCAGGUUGAUGGAGGUUCCAAUUUGUCAAUUAAAGUUCGGUGGUCUCAGAAAAUAGUGUACUCCAAAGGCCAGUUCUCUUUGAAUGUGCCGUUUACCUUUCCAGAUUUUGUUAACCCUGCGGGGAAGAGAAUAUCUAAAAGAGAAAAGAUACAAAUUAAUGUGGAUGCUGUUACUGGAGUUGAGCUUCUGUGCAGGACAAUAAGCCACCCACUGAAGGAAGUGAGGCGUCAUGCUGGGAGUAUGGGCUUCUUAUAUGAUUCCGAUGUUCUCUCAUGGUCUAAAGUCGAUUUUAGCUUUUCAUAUGCUGUUUCUUCAAGUCAUAUAAAUGGUGGUGUUCUUUUGGAAUCUGCAUCUGUGCAAGAUUUUGAUGAAAGAGAGAUGUUCUACAUGUAUCUUUCUCCUGGAGAUAUUCAGAGUCACAAGGUAUUCAAAAAGGACAUCAUAUUCAUUAUUGACAUCAGUGGUAGUAUGCGGGGAAAGCUAAUUGAAGACACAAAGAAUGCACUAUUGACUGCUCUCUCUAAGCUUAAUCACGAUGAUUCAUUUAAUAUUUUAGCCUUUAAUGGAGAGACUUAUCUAUUUUCCAAAGCGAUGGAUUUGGCUUCCGGGGAUGCUGUUGAAAGGGCCACUGAGUGGAUUAACACGAACUUUAUUGCUGGGAGUGGUACUAAUAUUUCACAUCCGUUAAACACGGCAAUAGAGAUGCUAUCCAAUAUUCAAAGUUCAGUUCCAAUAGUUUUCCUAGUUACAGAUGGAACAGUUGAAGAUGAGAGACAAAUUUGUGCUAUGGUAAAGAAUCGAAUGAUCAAUGGAGAGUCAAUAUGCCCUCGAAUUUACACUUUUGGCAUUGGUUCAUUCUGCAAUCAUUAUUUCUUGCGAAUGCUUGCAAUGAUUGGUAGGGGCCAAUAUGAUGCUGCAUUGGAUGUAGAUUUGAUUGAACCUCGAAUGCUGACAUUGUUUGACAAAGCUUCAUCUCUCAUUCUUGCAAAUAUCAAAAUGGACACAUUGGAUGAUCUUGAUGACCUUGAGGUAUACCCUCCUCAUAUUCCCGAUCUUUCAUCAGAGGGUCCAUUGAUUUUAUCUGGAAGAUACAGGGGAAAUUUUCCCAAAACUCUUAAAGUCAAAGGUAUCUUGGCUGAUUUCAGUAAUUUUGUAGUAGAUAUGAAGAUACAAAAUGCUAAGGACAUUCCUGUGCAAAAGAUUUCUGCAAGAGAUCAAAUAGAGCAUCUUACUGCUCAAGCAUGGCUCAUGGAAAAUAAACAACUAGAACAAAAGGUUGCAAAACUGAGCCUGCAGACUGGCUUUACGUCUGAGUAUACACGAAUGAUGAUACAUGAGACUGAUCAUCUAAAGAAAGUCAAGGAAUCAUCUGGACCGAAAGAAGCGUCAAAAAAGAGCAAUCCUCUAUUCGAGGCACCCGUCCAAGGCCAGAGAAUGAUUUUACUACCACAUUUAGGUAUCGGCUUCGGCAACUUAACUGCAACUGCUGAAAAUACUCCUCCAGGAUUUGAAUCGAAAUUGCCUGAAGUGCCCGAAAUCUUCAAGGCAGCCACAAAUUGUUUUGAAACCUUGUGCAGUUACUGCUGUUGCAUGUGCUGCAUCCAGUGCUGUACCCGGAUAAACAACCAAUGUGCAACCGCAUUGGCACAACUCUGCAUUGGUCUAGGAUGCUUCGGCUGCAUCUCAUGUUGUUCAGAUAUAUGCUGUUCUGGAAACGAAGGCUGAAAUAUCAAUUUUUUUGUAUGAUUGUUGUAUUUUACUGCAUAUAGAAAUCACUGCAUGUAGUGUUGUCAUUUUGGAAAUGUAUAUUGUGUUUAAUGGGGUGAUUUCCUUAGUUAUAUUGUAUAGUUUUUUUUUUUUUUUUUCUGAUGAUAGUCGUGCAAGUUUAAACUCGCAAUAGAUAAAUUAUACCAUUGUAUUAACAAAGAAGAAAGUGAACUAUACAAAAACCAA